Mesoplodon densirostris (Blainville's beaked whale) is the source of this 1533-nucleotide messenger RNA. RefSeq names its product solute carrier family 16 member 14 (gene SLC16A14). Bases 1 to 1533 code for a protein of 510 amino acids. The record is from RefSeq and is a predicted model, not a curated record. Lineage: Eukaryota; Metazoa; Chordata; Mammalia; Artiodactyla; Ziphiidae. The transcript has 4 exons. Gene Ontology annotation, biological process: transmembrane transport; monocarboxylic acid transport. Gene Ontology annotation, molecular function: monocarboxylic acid transmembrane transporter activity.
AUGUAUACAAGUCAUGAAGACAUUGGGUAUGAUUUUGAAGAUGACCCCAAAGAUAAGAAGACACUUAAACCCCACCCAAACAUUGAUGGCGGAUGGGCUUGGAUGAUGGUCCUUUCCUCUUUCUUUGUGCACAUCCUCAUCAUGGGCUCCCAGAUGGCCCUGGGAGUCCUCAAUGUGGAGUGGCUUGAAGAAUUCCAUCAGAGCCGUGGCCUGACGGCAUGGGUCAGCUCCCUCAGCAUGGGCGUCACCUUGAUUGUGGGACCUUUCAUUGGCUUGUUCAUUAACACCUGUGGGUGCCGCCAGACCGCGAUCAUCGGAGGGCUGCUGAACUCGCUGGGCUGGGUGUUGAGUGCCUACGCUGCAAACGUGCACUAUCUCUUCAUUACCUUCGGAGUGGCAGCCGGCUUUGGCAGCGGGAUGGCCUACUUGCCGGCCGUGGUCAUGGUGGGCAGGUACUUCCAGAAGAGGCGCGCGCUCGCCCAGGGCCUCAGCACCACCGGGACCGGGUUUGGCACAUUCCUCAUGACGGUUUUGCUCAAGUACCUGUGCGCAGAGUACGGAUGGCGGAAUGCCAUGUUCAUCCAAGGCGCGGUGUCCCUGAACCUGUGUGUUUGCGGGGCGCUCAUGAGGCCCCUCUCUCCUGGGACGGAUGGAGACGACCCAGAGGGGAAAGAGCCACACGUCCUCCCGGCUCAAUCCACCGACUCUGUUCGGUCCAGUGGACAGCUGGGCGGAGCGGAAGAUAAGGGGGGCGGCCCCGGCACCGAGGACUCCCUCGGGGACGUGCCAGCCCAGGCGUGCCACGAGAAGGCUGCACACAGAAAGGACAUGUGCGCCUUUCGGGUUCUGAAGACCGUGAGCCGGCUGACCAUGAGGGUCAGGAAGGGCUUCCGGGAUUGGUACUUGGGCUAUUUUGGGACAGCCUCACUCUUUACUAAUCGGAUGUUCGUUGCCUUUAUUUUCUGGGCUCUGUUUGCAUACAGCAGCUUUGUCAUCCCUUUCAUUCACCUCCCAGAAAUAGUCAAUUUGUAUAAUUUAUCAGAGCAAAACGAUGUUUUCCCUCUGACUUCGAUCAUAGCAAUAGUUCAUAUCUUCGGAAAAGUGAUCCUCGGCGUUGUGGCCGACUUACCUUGCAUCAGCGUUUGGAAUGUCUUCCUGAUGACCAACUUCACCCUAGUCCUCAGCAUUUUUAUUCUGCCCUUGAUGCACACGUACGCUGGCCUGGCAGUCAUCUGUGCACUGAUAGGGUUUUCCAGCGGUUAUUUCUCCCUGAUGCCGGUGGUGACUGAAGACUUGGUGGGGAUUGAGCACUUAGCCAACGCAUACGGCAUCAUCAUCUGUGCUAACGGCAUCUCUGCGUUGCUGGGACCACCUUUUGCAGGGUGGAUCUACGACAUCACACAAAAAUAUGAUUUUUCCUUCUAUAUAUGUGGUUUACUCUACAUGGUAGGAAUACUCCUUUUACUCAUUCAACCGUGUACUCAAAUUAUAGAACAAUCCAGAAAAAAAUACAUAGAUGGUGCAAAUGUGUAG